This is a messenger RNA of Symbiodinium pilosum, 412 nucleotides long. The record is from the annotation of a GenBank genome assembly. Lineage: Eukaryota; Dinophyceae; Suessiales; Symbiodiniaceae.
AUGGAUCUGCUGGACAAAGAUGGCGACUGCAUACAUUUCAUCAUCGCCGACGGCAAGCUCAAGGAGUAUGUCAACGGCAAACUGGAGCUUGAGCACGUGCAGUGGCUGGAGUACAGUGCCGCCACUGGCAGCAUCAGCGAUGAAAAGGGGCACUUCGAACUCCAGGAGCUGGAUAAGGUUGAGAAGACGAUUGGGCUUCAUGCUUUGGCAAGUCGAGCAGGCAUCGAAUGGCGAGGUGACUCGCCACCCUUGGUGCAAAAUCUCCUGGUGACAGACACGGACGGAGACAGGCUGGAGUUCGUGCUGAAUGAUGACGGGAAGCUUCAGGAGCUCAACAACGGAGAAGUGGACCUGGAGCAGGUUCAGACGAUGUGCUUCAAAUUUGCCGAUGGCUCCGUCACUGAUGACACAG